AUGACUAAGGAAGAUGUACUUAAGUUGUUGGAUAAUAUUGCAUAUGCAAGGUUGGAAACAGAAUUUCAUGUUGCUAUAGGUCAUUUGAUGGUUUUCUCCCCACAAUUAGCAAGAUGGUUAGAAACAAAUAGGGACAUAGAUCGCUGGGCAUUAGCAAGAUUUCCAUACAAAAGAUGGGACAAUAUAACAUUAAACCAUGCUGAAUCUUUCAAUGCUUGGUUAGUGAAAGAGAGAAAACAUCAUAUAUAUGCGUUGAUAAAUGAGUACCAAGCAAAAUUAGCAAGGAAACUAUACAAUAGCAAGACAAAAAUGGCGAAUUGGUCAAAUGGAAUUGGACCACGUGUUGAGGCAAAAUUGAGCGAGAAUGUAUUAAGAGCUGAAGUUAUGGUGGCUGAACAUUAUAGUGUGAAUAUGAUACUAGUGAAGGUAGGAAACAAUGACUUGAGAGUGAAUCUAACAUUGCGAGAAUGCUCUUGUCAAGAAUGGCAAAUGGUAGGAAUUCCUUAUGCACAUGCAUGUGCAGCAAUAAAAUUAGUUCAAGGUAAUGUGUAUUCAUAUGUUGAAGAAUGUUACACUAUUCGUGCACAAGAAAAAAUUUACAGCUCCACAAUGAUUUUGAUAGAAACCAUUGACAUGCCUCAGUUGAACGAGCUACAUUAUGAAGAUUAUGAAAAGAAUACCUUUUUGGAACCACCACUAACUACACGUGCCCCAGGGCGACCACCUACCAAGCGAAGAGAGUCACAGUUUCAGAAUAAAAAAGUGUAUCAUUGCUCAAAAUGUAAUCAAGCUAGACAUACCAAGAAUAGAUGUAGGAAUCCCAAUCCAAUGUAG
Molecule: messenger RNA, 834 nt
Organism: Prosopis cineraria
Lineage: Eukaryota; Viridiplantae; Streptophyta; Magnoliopsida; Fabales; Fabaceae
Exons: 1
Coding region: 1-834 (277 amino acids)
Molecular function (GO): zinc ion binding
Source: RefSeq, a predicted model, not a curated record